Molecule: messenger RNA, 1575 nt
Organism: Acinonyx jubatus (cheetah)
Lineage: Eukaryota; Metazoa; Chordata; Mammalia; Carnivora; Felidae
Gene: ORAI2
Product: ORAI calcium release-activated calcium modulator 2
Exons: 5
Coding region: 522-1286 (254 amino acids)
Biological process (GO): store-operated calcium entry
Cellular component (GO): membrane
Molecular function (GO): store-operated calcium channel activity
Source: RefSeq, a predicted model, not a curated record
ACUUCUGUCCUUUAAGCAAUUCAAGCCACAGGAAUUUUUCUUUCCCAGGAAGCUGAAAUGGAAAAUCAGCCCUAAUAAAUGGGCACGCCCCGUGGCUGUACGUUUGGAACCUGUGUUUCUCUCAUCAGGAACUGGCUGCCUGGAUCUUGUGGGUGUUCGCUUGCCCUCGAGGCUGUCGAGGGUGCCAGAGCUUGGAACCCAAAGACCUAAGGAUUCCAGUUCUGACACCACCUCUGCCCGGUUCACCUGGUCAAGAGCUUAGUGACACAGCAGAGCAGAUUGUGUUGGAUGGGGCGGCAUGUGCCAGAGCAGAAUACAGCAAAUUGUUGAACAUGACUGAAAGCUUAAUCUGAAGGUUUCCUGAGUGUACCUGGCUCAGCAGUGGGGACGAUGGUGAGCAAGACACAGGCCUUGCCUCUAAGGAGCUCCAGAUCUGAUAAGACACAGACAAGAAAAAGGUCCCGGGAACCCUCUGGGAUGCCUGAGAGUAUCUGCCUCCUGCCCCCAGCCUGGCUCCCACCAUGAGCGCCGAGCUCAACGUGCCUGUGGACCCCUCCACUCCUGCCUGCUCUGAACCCGGCCACAAGGGCAUGGAUUACCGGGACUGGGUCCGCCGCAGCUACCUGGAACUGGUCACGUCCAACCACCACUCUGUGCAGGCGCUCUCCUGGAGGAAGCUCUACCUGAGCAGAGCCAAGCUGAAGGCCUCCAGCCGGACCUCUGCCCUGCUGUCAGGCUUCGCCAUGGUGGCCAUGGUGGAGGUGCAGCUGGAGACGCAGUACCAGUACCCGCGGCCGCUGCUCAUCGCCUUCAGCGCCUGCACCACAGUGCUGGUGGCCGUGCACCUCUUUGCCCUGCUCAUCAGCACGUGCAUCCUGCCCAACGUGGAGGCCGUGAGCAACAUCCACAACCUGAACUCCAUCAGCGAGUCCCCGCACGAGCGCAUGCACCCCUACAUCGAGCUGGCCUGGGGCUUCUCGACCGUGCUGGGGAUCCUGCUCUUCCUGGCUGAGGUGGUGCUGCUCUGCUGGAUCAAGUUCCUGCCCGUGGACGCGCGGCGCCAGCCCGGCCCCCCGCCCGGCCCCGGCGGCCACACGGGCUGGCAGGCCGCGCUCGUGUCCACCAUCAUCAUGGUGCCCGUAGGUCUCAUCUUUGUGGUCUUCACCAUCCACUUCUACCGCUCGCUGGUACGCCACAAAACCGAGCGGCAUAACCGCGAGAUCGAGGAGCUGCACAAGCUCAAGGUGCAGCUGGACGGGCACGAACGCAGCCUGCAGGUCGUGUGAGGGCGCGGCGCCCUGGGCACAGGCCAGCAGCCCCCCCCACACACCCCCCGGGAGCCAGCAAUGAGCUGGUUGCCUUCUGGGGAGCAUCACACGGGAACGUGGGGAUUCCUGACAAGGCUGCCUAGGCACUGCCAGAAAGUUCCAGACCAAAGUCUCAUCCCUGUCUGCAUGUCGGAGAACCUGGCUGGAUGAUGCUCCCGCAGAAAGUGGAAAUCUGUAGUUAAAAGAGAGACUCUGUUGCCAAGAGCUGAGAGCAAAAAAAAAAACAAAAAAAAAACAAAAACAAAAA